Molecule: messenger RNA, 1791 nt
Organism: Enterobius vermicularis (human pinworm)
Lineage: Eukaryota; Metazoa; Nematoda; Chromadorea; Rhabditida; Oxyuridae
Source: the annotation of a GenBank genome assembly
AUGAAAAUAUUCAGGAUUUUCAGAACUGGUAAUCUAGAAGUUGUGAAACCUCCACCUAGUGACGUGGGGCAGGAAAGGAGGUGUUCUGCACUUGAUUUAACGGUUCUAAGUGAAGAAGCUAAUCACCGCGAGGAGGAUGUACUACUACUGCCGUUUGUUGGUCAAUCAUUAAUAGAGGAAGGGCAUGAAAGUGUUUGUACGGAUUCUCGACAUGACAGUGCAGAACGGAGUUCAGUUUCAGAAGAGACGUUGAAAAGUGUGACUGGUUCAAGCGACCCUGACAAGAAAAGAGAGACAAAAGAGCCUAAAACAAAUCAUCCUUUCUCUCAAGUUUGCCAUACUACUGUUGAGAUAAUCACUCUAUCUGAUGAGGAGGAAAGUAGAAGAGAAAAAACCUCAGAUUUAGAUGUCGAGAGUGAUAAGGACGAGAUUUUUGUAAUUGAUGAAGUUACCAGUUUAUCGGCAUCAGUUACUGCUGUAGAGAAAUCAGUUCUAACUCAAAAGUCUGGAAGUGACAGCACUGCCUUUGCUAUGCCGUCAUAUACUUAUCGUGUUCUAAAGGAAGCAAUGCGCAAGUCAAUUCCUUUAUCGUUUCCUGAUUCGACGAUGAUAGAUAGGCUGCCAGUUGCAGGCGAAAGUACGGUUUUUAGCGAUUUGCUGAGUGAAGGAACAGCUCGGGUCACAGGACGUCUUUUGAGAAGUUGGAAAGAUAUUCAGGUACUGGUUGACCUAAGGAUAUGUAGCUAUAAUGUUUUAUGUCAAGAUACGAUGAGUAAAACCAGCUUCCUUUAUUCACAUCUCAGGAAUGGUACGAUGGACUGGGCUUACAGGUCCCAACUUUUAGCCAGAGAGUUUAUAUUAAUGAAUGCAGAUGUAAUAUGUCUGCAAGAAGUGCAGAGCACACAUUACACUACCUUUUAUCAACCGUUUUUUGGAACAUUGGGUUAUGAAAGCUUAUUUAAAAAACGAACCAGACAAUUUGUCGAUGGCUGUGCUGUAUUCUUUAGAAAGAAGUUUGAAUUGGUAGCAAACAUUCCUAUCGAAUAUUUCGUCCGUGAUCAUUCUAUCUUGGACAGAGACAACGUUGCACAAGUCAUUCGUCUCAAAGACAGAAGCAACAAUCGUGAGUUUUGUGUGGCAAACACACAUUUGCUCUUCAAUGUAAAACGCGGCGAUGUAAAACUAGCUCAACUCGCAGUACUUUUAGCACAUUUAGAUAAGAGUUGCGGACCGUCUUCAUCAAAGCCGUGCCCUUAUAUUUUAUGUGGUGAUUUCAAUAUGAGUCCUCAUUGUCCCAUAUAUAAUUUUCUAUUGGAUAACUACCUGUCGUUUAAAGAUUUGCGUUGUUAUGAUCUUUCUGGACAAGGUUUUUUUGGUGGCCGUUUGAUAAGGAGUGAUCUUAUGCCACCCGAGACAAACAUUGGAACCGACUGUCGAUUUGGAAAAAGAGGAGAGGUAAAAGACCAGAAGGACGAUUUUUGGACACAUAGCCUUAAUUUGGGAAGCGUCUAUUUCCAUUAUGAUUCCAAGGAUAAGCAAGAGGUCUCCUCAUAUAACUGUGUUGAAGCGGUGAACCCGGAUUUCAUGUUUUAUUCGGUCGGUCGUAGAGUCGUAAGGGAUGAUGAAUGUGAAAACCAUCUAAAAGUUGACGUUUUCGAAAGUUCGUUGAAGUUAUUAAGGCAUCUUUCGCUUCCAAAUGAGGAAGUAUUACGUGCAACAUUAGGUCCGUGGCCAAAUUAUGCUGUUCCAUCCGAUCACAUUCCACUCGUUGCGGACUUUUGUCUUACCUAA